Molecule: messenger RNA, 480 nt
Organism: Lathyrus oleraceus (garden pea)
Lineage: Eukaryota; Viridiplantae; Streptophyta; Magnoliopsida; Fabales; Fabaceae
Product: secreted RxLR effector protein 161-like
Exons: 1
Coding region: 1-480 (159 amino acids)
Source: RefSeq, a predicted model, not a curated record
AUGUUGGAAAAGUUCAAACACCUAAACUUUAAGGAAGUAAACACUCCAUUCGAUCCUAGUGUCAAACUUCAAAAGAACAAUGGGAGAACCGUGACACAACUGGAAUAUGCAAGUGCAAUUGGAUGUCUAAUGUACUUAAUGCAAUGCACCAGACCUGACAUAGCUUUUGCAGUUAGUAAGAUGAGUAGAUUUACUAGCAAUCCAAAUGAUGAACAUUGGAAGGCCAUAACUAGGAUUUUUGGAUAUUUGUUAAAGACCAAAAAUCUUGGCCUUCAUUAUGGUAAGUUUCCUGCCGUACUAGAAGGAUAUACCGACGCAAGUUGGAUAUCAAGUGUUGGAGAUUAUAAAUCUACAACUGGGUGGAUAUUCACAUUAGCUGGAGGUGCGAUUUCUUGGAAAAGCAAGAAACAAACAUGCAUUACUCUCUCAACCAUGGAAUCAGAGUUUAUAGCUCUUGCGUCUGUUGGACAAGAAGCAUAA